Heterobasidion irregulare TC 32-1 is the source of this 1963-nucleotide messenger RNA. RefSeq lists its product as uncharacterized. Gene Ontology annotation, cellular component: actin filament; plasma membrane; cortical actin cytoskeleton. Gene Ontology annotation, molecular function: actin filament binding. The record is from RefSeq and is a predicted model, not a curated record. NCBI's taxonomy places the organism in Eukaryota, Fungi, Basidiomycota, Agaricomycetes, Russulales, Bondarzewiaceae. Gene Ontology annotation, biological process: regulation of actin filament polymerization. The transcript has 10 exons. Bases 1 to 1824 code for a protein of 607 amino acids.
AUGUCUUUACAAGUUAAUCUAGCCAGUCCAGACAUAAAUAAAGCGUACCAAGAUGUACUCAGCUCCAACGGGAUCGACUGGGUCAUCUUGACCUAUGACAGGGGCUCGAAUGACCUCAAGGUGCAGGCAACCGGAGAUGGAGGGCUGGAGGAACUGGAAGAGGAAUUCUCUGACGGAAGAAUCCAGUAUGCUUUCACCCGAGUGACAGACCCGAACAGCCAAUUGCCGAAAUUUGUGCAGAUCAACUGGUGCGGUGAUGGUGUACCCGAGGCCAAGAAGGGUCUUUUCCACACCCACUCCCCUGCCGUCGCCCGCUUUCUCCGUGGCACGCACGUCGUGAUCAACGCUCGAAAUGAAUCCGACGUCACUCCAAAGCUCAUCAUGUCUCGUGUCGAAUCCGCAUCCGGCGCGAAAUACUCCUUCCAGAAAGAACAGCCGCGCAAGUUUGAACCAAUCGCACCCGUCGGGUCUAGCUAUUCUCCCAUCGGCAAAGUAGACAUUGCAGCCAUGCGGCGCGAUGCAGCGCCGAAACCCGCAAACGUGCCAUCGCCCGCGUCUGCACCUGCGCCGAAACCUGUGAUUGCAAGCGCACCGAGACCUACGCCAGCUGCAGCAGCUUCAUCCAAGCCUUUCACUGCAGGAGGCGUUGCGCGUGCGCCAGCGGGGGCUUGGGAUGACGAACCCACCUCUGCCGCGCCGCCCCCACCGUUGCCGGCUGCUGCGAGACCGCCUGUCAUCACGGCUGCAAGACCACAGGCGCAGCCUUCGCCAGUGGUACGCGCUACUCUGCCUCCACCGGCGGCCGCUCCUGCACCCGCCAAACCCACCGAAGAAGAUCGUAUUGGACCUGUCGGUACAGCGUACACCCCUGUGUCCCUCCCUGCACCCAAGAAAUUAAGGAAUCCAUUUGCCGCAAUGGAGCAGACGCAGCAACAGCAGCCUCCAUCGCGUGCGCUCGUUGCGACUGGUGAAAAGAAACUCACUUGGAGCGAGCGUCAGGCUCUCGCAAAGAAACGUGCAGAGGAGGAAGAGGAGCGCAGUCGCUCAGCGGCAUUCUCGGCCCCUCCAGCGUCAGUUUACAACCGUUCUACGGCUGCUGCCGUCCCGCCUCCUCCUGCACCUGCACCUGGCAGGUGGGGCAAUGUCACCGCUGCUGUCGGAGGUGUUGCUGUCGGCGCAGCAGUGGCCAGUCAAAUUCUCGACGAUGAACCAGAGGAGCCAGAGGAAGAGGAGACAGCUAUGGCGCACUUGAGCGUGCAAGAACCAGAACCAGAAUCAGAACCAGAACCAGAACCAGAAUCAGAACCAGAACCAGUCGCACCUUAUGCCGGCGGAGGUCAAGGCCUAACAGCAGUCGUCCUGUAUUCAUAUGAGGCCGAGGAGGAUAAUGAACUACCGCUCAUUGAAGGCGAAUUGAUUGAGCAGAUCGAGCAGGUUGACGAAGCGUGGUGGUCUGGUGUCGGCGCAGGCGGUUCUAAAUCUGGACUGUUCCCUGCCAACUAUGUCGAGCUAGUGGAACAGGCAGAACCGGAGCUGGAACCCGAAGCAGAGGCUCCGCCACCUCCGCCACCUCCACCUCCACCACCCCCUGCCCCUCCGGCUCCAGCAGCGGUUCCCGAACCAGAACCGGAACCAGCUGUAGACGAAGGUGUCAUUGCAAUCGCAUUAUACGAUUACGACGCGGACGAGACGAACGAGCUCACGCUGCGUACGGGUGACCGGAUUGUGCAGAUCGAGGCUGCGUCGGAUGAUUGGUGGCAGGGCCAGGACGCGCAAGGGAAUGUUGGUUUGUUCCCCGCUAACUAUGUGGAAGUCCAGGAGUAAACGUUGGAAAGUUAUGUGAAAAUCGGACUGGAUGGAUUGGAAAGUAUUACAUGGAACUGAAAUAUUGUCGGCAAUUGCAGAAUGGAAACUAUGUGACCGGCCGCAGGAAUUUUUUUCAAGAAUAUAUCGUGUCAGUCCC